Sungouiella intermedia is the source of this 2241-nucleotide messenger RNA. Lineage: Eukaryota; Fungi; Ascomycota; Pichiomycetes; Serinales; Metschnikowiaceae. The record is from the annotation of a GenBank genome assembly.
AUGGAAGACCUUCCUUCUUGCCACAACUGUCGGACACAUCGAGUCCACUGUGACUAUUUGGAUUACACUCCUCAACAGAUCGAAGAGUUGAAGCGGGCUCAACUAGCGCAGAUGGCCGAUCGUGAGCUGGCAGGAGCUGAUUCUCGAGCUCCUUCUGAGGGAACCUCCACUGCUAAUGCAUCAUCAGUGAUAGAUCGGACGUCUGAUGGUAGUGACGGAGACAUGGAUGCCCACAUGGGAGCUUUAGAGUUGCAAAAACGCUCACAACUGGAGCUUGAUCCUGUUGGAUUACAGCAUUUCCCCGAAGAUGAUGCCAAGCCUGAUCUCAUGGAAUUAGACACAACUGCGGACUAUGAAGUCGAACCUCUUCAUCCAUAUCACCUCCAAAGACAGCAACUGCAAUAUCUGCAACAUCUGCAACAUCUGCAAUAUCUGGAACAUCUGGAACAUCUGUCUCUUCUGCCACCGUUGGUACCAAGCCUUGAGUCACCCAGUUUGGAACAUCAAUAUCUGCACUUUGAACGGACAGAUUUUCCUUUUGACCUUACGUACUCGGAGAACAACGACCAUUCAAAUUCCGUCAAAAGAAGAGAUGCUUUACAAGGCACCAUUACCCAGUCCUUCAACAAUGUACUUGACAAUGGAGAACUAGAACUCAUUUUGCCAGGGUAUUCUAUGGACUAUCCUGUUCAUGAGGGCCAAAUAGAGCAGCCUCCGAGUGGAACAAAUAAUUCUUCCUCACUACUUCGUGAUGUGCUUCUGAUAGGUGGGAUGGAAAAUGAGAUCACAAUACAGAAUCCGAAAGCUCUUCCCAAUGCACAACGCCUGCUUCCGAAGUUUUUUGUUCAAACUCAUGAAGAAAGGAAUUACGAAGAUUUCUUUACCAAGAAGGUCAAUGAUAUGGGGGUUAAAGUAGCACAGGGUCGAGCUAGUCUCCCUGAGAUUCGUCAGCUUUUCCAGAUCUGGCUCUCCUAUUUUAUUUAUAGAGCAUUCGCUCUGGAGUUGAUGUUCCUGUGUCUUCUAAACUUAACCACAAAUUACAUGAUCACUUCAGUCUACCAAUCGAACUCCAAAACUGGGUUCCGUUUGUUGGUGCAUCUGAUUGAGCAUUAUGCUAUCACCAUCAAGAAACUCCUGGCUCUUUUGAAUGACAAUGCAAGUCCCGAAUUGACCUCCUCGAUUUCCUACAUUUUAUCCCUUAUGUCCAUUUAUGACCCGGAGGCUACGGCCUACUCCACGAAAUGUUUUCGGGAUGGCAUGUUUUCCGUUCUCACUCAUACCUUGCACCAGACUCAGAUUCCUUCCCUGUCACUUGUUCCCAUCCACCUCCAGUUAAUGACGAACAUAGCCAAGUCAGUCUAUCUCCCAGCAUAUAACACAUCGUUUUUAGACGAGUACCAAGAAAUGUUGGGCUCAUUCGGCAUGCUUUUGCUGGAUAUUAAAGCGAGGUCGAUUAACAAUCAUGAAACCUGGUCAUUUGUGAAAGAAGAAUAUGACCAGCUUUCUAGGUUCUGUAAUGAGGCAUUGGAGAAUUACAUUCCCCACGUUAAUGACUCGUUGCACAAUUUAGAAAGUCAGGAGGAUCUUUUCUUUAGGAUUUUCCGCAAGUGGGCUCGUCAUCAAUCAGCUAGGUUGCUUAUGGUGAACAAGAGAUCUGAUCCGAUCGAAAAGGUGCUUUAUUUAUUCAGCCGGCUUUUCCGUAAAGCACUAUAUGCUGUAAUGCCCCAAAUGAGAUUUUUCUACUUAAGAGAUUUGGAUAGUCCAUUGUUUCUAGAGGUGUUCCCGUCUCACGAGGAUAGCGAAAUUUUUUCUGAGCUUGAUCUGACAGAAAACCUCUUUGUUGAUGUGGAAGUCUACAAUCUGUUGAAGGCUCGAUUAAAGAAGUUGGCCGCAUACGCUAUCAGAGUUCUUACGUUUCUCAAAUUGAGAAUGUCGAUUUUGUAUCAAAACCUCAUGUAUAAUGAGGAUGUCAGAACUUACUAUUGCAUCGACAACGUGGUGAGCUGGCGGAGAACCAUCACGGAUAUCCAGCACACCAGGAAGGAGUUCAAUGACCGUAUUGGUGUUCGAGAAUAUCCAAUUUGUGCCUUUAACAAUGGAUACAUCAUGCCACAUCAUUUCCCACAAAUUAAUAAGCCAGAAAUUCCAGAAAGAGACCGGAUUCCUUACCAUCUGAAUGUCGAUCUUCUGAAAUUGACACCAAAUGGCUUCCUCAAAGAGGAUUCUUAUCCGGCACUCUAG